AUGUCAUCGCUGGAGAAUUUUUCCAAUGCCAUUGCAAACUCACUGUGGAGUUUCAUCAGAACGCAAUCGGUACCACAACAUACAUUUCGAUUAAUAUAAUUAAAUAAUGUGUUUCAGAUAGAGCCCGAGGCUAGAAAUAAUUCAUUGGAGAGGUGCAAAGUGGAGAUUAAAAAUGUGCUUGCAAAAGUGGAGGACGAAUUGAAUAAACGUUAGUUUCAAGAUAACCAUUUAUUGUUUUAUAUAGCUAUUUUACAAAUUAACUUCAGUGUGCAAGACGUCCGAGGACGCCGAGAAACAUUUCCAGGAACAGAAAGCUGAAAUUGAGAAGGCUUUGGAGUAAGCUUCCCCUCCACCUAUUUCUUAUUUAUAAACAAAUUUUAUUUAGGACUUUGAGUGAGAAGAUGAAGAAGGACGAAGAGCAGGCUGACUUGGAACAUGCCAAAAAAGAAGGAAUGCUGAAGAUCGCAAACGCCGAAAAGGAGAAGAAGGCGGUACAUGAGGGGCUGAGAAUGGAGCUGGAAGCGAUGUUCACGUUGGCGGAACUGUUUCAGAAAUUACUGAAGGCAAUACAGAUGACGAUUGACAAAAUUGCAGAGAAAAAGUGGGUUCACAAUAUUUUAGGAUCCUCAUGACUUUUUCUCAGGGAGCAUCGGGAAUUGGAGAACGAACAAACCCUCGAACAAAUUCUGAAGCAAAUUGAAGGGGUGCUUGAGCGUGGUCAAAUCUCCAAGGAGUUCAGCCAAGUGGUUCAAACUAUCUUUGAACCGCUCAAUCAAAUGUAUAACUCGUUGAUGAAUAGUCAAAAACUCGUUAGUUAAUCAAGAUGAUCAAAGUUUAAAUUAUGUAUUCAGGGUUCCGAGAGUGAAAAGCCAAUCCUGGACAGUAUUCCGAAAGAGACGAAUGCUUCGUUGAUUCGCCAACUCUCCACCGAUUAUGAGCAACGAUUGAAAGCGAUGAAAGAUCAGGCUGCUAGGUAUGUAUAUCAUAUUCGAUCCUCAAAUUUCCAUGUUUUUAGGCAAGAGGAAGAGGAAGAACGGAGAUUCCAGGAAAAGUUUCAGCAGAGAAGAGAAGCAAGAACGAAAAAAAAUGAGGAGAGCAGGAGAGAGCAGAAGAGGAUUCAGGAAGAGCAGGAUGAGAAACGGAAGAAAAUGGACGAGCAACAGAAGAUUUUCGAUGAGGAGAGAGAGAGAAGAAGACGCGAAUUGAAUGAGCACAUAAAAAAAGUAGAAGCGGUAAGGAUUUUUUUGGUUGCCUAAUGCAAAGCAUCUUCAUUUUUAGGAGAACAAGAGAGAAAUCGAAGAAAUGAACAGGAAAUGUGCCGUGGAAAAAAUGCGGUUUGAAACUGAGCAGGAAUUGUAAGAAUGAAAAUUAUCAAGUUUGGGAGAAAAAAACAGAUAUACAGAAGAAGAGAACGUUUCGAAAACGAUGUUCAUAAGAACAACGAGCAAAUGGAUGAGAAAAACCGAGCGCACGAGGAGGAAAUGACAAGAAGAGCUGAGUGAGUUUUUUAGACCGCCUGAUCAGAAACGACCGGAUAUUGUUUUAGAGAAAACCGCAAAGCAGACAUGGAACACCUAGAAAGAAUUCGUCGGAUGAAAGAGGAAUUUCUGAGAAACAGAGAAAAAUCGAAAAAGAUGUGGGAGGAGAAAAUGGAAAAAAUGAAACAGCAGUACGAGCAAAUAAAGCAAGCAUUCAAGUACCGCAUUUGGAACGAUAUUAUCGAGAGGAACUGGACGAAUCGUUUGAACUUUUUGAGAUCCGCCAAUCGGGAGGUCGCGAGGAGUUACUCCUAUUUUCAGAGUGCUGUAAGUAUUGCAAAUAUACACAUCAUGAUGAUUCCAUGUUCAGGCUAAUAAUCUCCAAUACCGUCUGAAUAGCGCUCAAGUUCCGGAAAUCACAAAAGAAAAACAAUUGGUUCAGCCAUAUCUUUUUGCUCUUCUGCAAGCCAUUGACUCGGAACAAUCGAUCAUGAAUAAAGAGCUCGAAACUCUUCAGGAGAUGUUCGAUAAAACUGGAAAAAGUUUUGUCAUCCAAAUCAGGCAAUCGCUUACUCUUGUCAUAAAUGCUUGUGCGGAGUUUAAGAGUGCUCUAAACAAUUAUAAGAAUGUGUUGGAAUCGGUAAGCAAAUAUAAUCGAUUGUCAAAAGAACUAUUACCCAUUCGUAGAAGUGUGCUACGCCCCUUCUGUGCCUUUAAAUUUGAGGGGGAGAAUCGGUAGAUCACAAUUUUAGUAUAUUUUGUUAGCACUUGUAAUAUGAACCCAUCUGAAAUCGUCUUUUUUGUCAGAAAAUUCCCGCUCAAAUUUAAGCGCUGGUUUGAAAAGUUUCGCUCCGUGAGAGGCUAGCUAUCGUGAAAGGUGAAAGGCGUCAAGUUGCACACUCUUGCGAAUACAUGAUUAGCAAUAGUUAAAGUGUUCUCAAUUUCCAGAUAGACAAUAUCUCAACUGGUGAACACUCAAACUUCAUUGAACACAUCCGUAGAGCAUCUGCUCAACUAUCUUCUUGUUCUUCUAGCAUUCCGACACUUGCUGAGCUGAAGACGAAGUAUCAGAAAGAAAUGAAGAGUCAAGAGGGAAACACGCAUCGAGACGUGGUUCGGGUACAUGAGCAGACUGUGAUAAUUGAGGAAAUUGAAUGA
This is a messenger RNA of Caenorhabditis sp. 36 PRJEB53466, 2636 nucleotides long. The record is from the annotation of a GenBank genome assembly. Lineage: Eukaryota; Metazoa; Nematoda; Chromadorea; Rhabditida; Rhabditidae.